Messenger RNA from Trichoderma citrinoviride, 480 nucleotides. RefSeq lists its product as hypothetical. Lineage: Eukaryota; Fungi; Ascomycota; Sordariomycetes; Hypocreales; Hypocreaceae. Gene Ontology annotation, cellular component: mitochondrion. The record is from RefSeq and is a predicted model, not a curated record. The transcript has a single exon. The coding region runs from base 1 to 480 and encodes 159 amino acids.
AUGUCGCGCCUCGACCGCCUGCCGUAUCUGCGAAAGUACACGAAUGGCCUCCGCGACGCCCCAGUUUCGCAUGUCGUUUCGUUCAUGAUCCUGCACGAGAUCACGGCGAUUGUGCCUCUGCUCGGCCUCUUUGCCCUGUUUCACUACACCACUUACUUGCCCAUCUCUUAUGUGACGGAGCACUUUGGGGAAUACGUCCAGAUGGGGGUCGAGAGGUUCGAGAGGUACUUCAAGCGAAAGGGCUGGUUUGGUUUUGGGCAGGAGGACAGCGGCACGUCUGCCCAGGACGCGCAUGUGGAGGACGCUGUGCAGCGGUGGAAAAAUGGGGAGCAAAAGUACAAGAUCCUCGUCGAGGUCGCAUUGGCAUAUGCCAUAACGAAAGCCCUUCUGCCUCUCCGAAUCAUUGGCAGUGUCUGGGCUACGCCGUGGUUCGCCAAGAUUCUCAUUAGGUUCAAGCCUUCACUGGCCCGGAAAACGUAG